This is a messenger RNA of Fragaria vesca subsp. vesca, 1155 nucleotides long. RefSeq lists its product as uncharacterized. The transcript has 3 exons. Lineage: Eukaryota; Viridiplantae; Streptophyta; Magnoliopsida; Rosales; Rosaceae. Gene Ontology annotation, molecular function: zinc ion binding; nucleic acid binding. The coding region runs from base 290 to 967 and encodes 225 amino acids. The record is from RefSeq and is a predicted model, not a curated record.
CCUCUUGGUCUGAUCGCUCUGUUUCUCUUCACUUUCUGAUAUUGGGUUCGUCAAAGGAAGACAGAUCUCAUUAUUGAACUCCUCCAAGCUUAAGUAUGACCCUUUUGAAAGUCUCUUCACAGCUACUUCUUCUUGCCAGUGUGAAGUUCUACCUCGUAGAUGUUGACCUCGUUAGGAUACUCCACUUGUAGUCGAGGUCACAAGUAACUACAUCUCGAUUGGUGUGCCUAAAGCAGUGGGUUCUAGAGUGUAUGUAGCGGCUCAUCCAGGCAUUAGUUCUGAUUACAGUAUGGAGGAUGUCAAACGGCUCAGAGCUGAGACUUAUGGCAUUGAUCCGGCUGUGGCUGAAAGUGUGAUCCCCGGACUUGAGUUUGAGUCCUGCAAUUUGAGGCAGGGUGACAUGACAGUGUUGGAAUAUGGGCGGCUUUUCAAUAGAUCAUAUCGUUUUGUAUCUCCCUUGGUGGCUAAUGAGAGGGAUAAAAUCCACAAGUUUCAACAAGGAUUAAGAGAUGAACUCCGUGAUAUGUUAGUGGUUACCUUAUUUACUGAGUUCAGUCAAGUAUUUUUGGCCGCCAUGAAGUAUGAGGAUAGGCUUUUGGAAUGUGUACAACCAUUGGAGGUGGGUUUCCCCAGCCAGAGUCUUUCCGAGAAGGCUAGUACUAGUUCGAGUUCCGCGGCUUUAAUAUGCACUAGAUCUGAAAAUUCAAGACCCGGCGCACUAAAAAGAAGACGUCGGGGUCGGAAGCGGAGAUUUAUCAAGCGCAAUAUGAAAAAGACCAAUCAGUCUGGGGAGAGUGUUGGCGGUAAUAGUAGAGCUCCUGUUCAGGGAGGCCGUCCACAGUGUCAGAGAUGUGGCAGAUACCAUGAUGGACAGUGCCAAGUAGGACUAGAAAUGAUAGGGAGUUCGGUAUGUUAUCAGUGUGGCCGCCAUGGUCACUACUUGAGGCAGUGCCCUCAACUGGCCUAGGAGCUACUUCAGUGCUGAUCAGAGUGCAUAAGUUAGGCGUCCAGCAGUGACACACAAUACUAGUACAACAUUCCAUGGUUCACAACAAGGCAGAGGGCUGUCUAUGACUCGGAUUAAUUUUGUGAACUAUUAAAUUUAGUAACUAAUUCCAUUGACCGUCACUAGUACCUAAUCCUGUUCAUGAAUCA